AAACAUGGAAGUUGAAGUGGGAGGACCGGACACUACAGAUAAGAAUGAUACACUCAUAAAACCGUCUGCUGUCAAAGCUACGGGACAGUUUAUAAAAUUUCAGACUGCAAAUGAAAAUGCUAAACCAACUGAAAAUGAAACUUCUGUCCAUGAUCGUUCAGAAACAGACGAAAAAAGUGAAAAUUCGACACCCAAGUACCCGGAAGGGAAACUUUGUGGUUGGUUAAUUAUAACUGCUCGCGGUUUAAUCAAAACAAAUCGACAACGAUGGUGUGUGUAUGGCGACAAAACAUGUAAACUUUAUUAUUACAGGAGUCAAAAUGACAUAGUCCCACUUGGAGAGAUUGACAUUUCCAGAGCAACAUUUCACUUUGAACCUACUGUUGAUAAACCAGGGGCUUUCCAGAUUAGGUCAGAUAAUAGAGAACAUGUGUUAGAUGCAUCCAAUCGCCAUACUAUGAUGUAUUGGUUACAAGAAUUACAGAAAAGACGUAGGAUUUACAAUAGUAAUCAAUCUUCUAAACUAACCAGACCAGUUAAGAGGCCACAACGUUUGAGUGGACUUGAUACGCCUAAAAUAGAUAAUGGGAAAGAAAACGAUGGGCAGGCAACUGAAAAAGAUCUUUCUCCUGGCAGCACAGUCAUUGUCCCAGAGAUUGUGGUGCCCUCAUAUUCACCACUUUCUGUUUGCACAGGUGAUACCAUUAAAAGGUCACAUACAGGGUCAUUUUCAUCAUUGAAAACAGAUAUAAGGGAUGCCAUAGGUGCCAUAAUGAAUGGACAAAGCAUUACAGGGAAGUUAGGAGGUGGUAAAGUAUCAAAACCUUCACCUUCACCUUCAUCAGCAAGUACAACUAGUGAUGAUUGGACUCUUCUGGAAAAUUCUGAACAGGCAAAAUCUCUAAAGACCCAAAACCCGCAGAACAAAAUCAUGAACGCUUUUAGUAAAAUUAAAGUAGGAAAAAAAGGGAAUAACUCUACAUCACCUACAGAUAAUCAAGUUUGUCAUAGAUGUAAACAGUUGCAAUCCCAGUUAUCAAUGUCAAAGGAAGAACAUCACUCGACAGAAGAUGAACUUCAGGCCCAUAGAGAAAUUGUUCGUAUACUGCAGAAAGAACUGGACAAACUCAGUAGAGAUGUUUUUUCUAGAAAUGAGGCAGAUGACAAAGACAGAGAAGGGUUGUUGAAAAUGGUGGCUGAAAGGGAUAAACAUAUCACAGAACUACAGUAUUCUAUUGUCAAUCUCAAAGAGGAAAAGGAACAUCUGUCUCAGAAACUAAGGUCAAUUGAUGGAGAAACAGGUGAAUUGUCAGAACAAGUGACUAUGUAUCAAGAUAUGUUAAAAGCCAAAGAUGAUACUAUCAUUCAACUGACCAAUGAAAUCACAGCAUUGGAGAAAGAAAGGAAUAAUAAUCAAACUAACACUCAAAACAGUGAUGAUGUCAAAAAUUCAGAAAAUACAAGACAAUCUGUUAUUAUUGUGUCAGAUACUCAGGAGCUAGCUAGAUUAAAGGACAUGUGUCAAGCAUAUGAACUACAAAACAAAUUUUUAACCAAAGAAAUUUUAGAACUCAACUACCUCAGACAAAAUGAUCAAGCCAAUGAAAAAGCUCUUAUGAUGAGUAAUGCAAAAUUAGAAGCUCAGUAUUUCCAAACAAGAAGCAAAUAUUUAGUCUUGUUUCAAGAAAUAAAGAAACCUAAACAAGGCGAGGAAGGAAAUCAGAAAGAUGAUGUUGUCAGCCAAUUGUUGAAAGAAGCUAUGGCAUUUGAAAAUGAUGAAGCAGAAAGUCUUGAAUUCCAGCUGACAUCAAGUGGACAGGAAUAUGAUCGGUAUGGAUUUGUAAAGAGAUACGGAGAGGAUGAAGAGGAAAUAGAUCCUUUAGCAGUUAAAGCUGAACAAUUUGAAAGACAUUCAGAGGAAAUAAAUAAUAAACUAAAGGAUGCAGAGGAAAUCCACUCCUUUAAACUGAGGUGGGAGAAUUUUAUGGUUGGUUUAGGUGUAAAACCACUCACACGAUCAUCUGAGUUGAAGAAUUUGAUAAGAAUGGGUAUUCCUAAUGAAUACAGAGAACAAAUAUGGAAAGGUUGUGUAAAUUUUUAUGUUGGAGAGACCAGAGACAAACUGGGACCCAAUUAUUAUAAGGAGUUGGCUAAUAAAACAAAGAAUGCUUCCCUUAGUCCAGAAACAAAACAGAUAGAACUUGAUCUUCUAAGAACAUUACCAAACAACAGACAUUACGAGAGUAUUGAAAAUGAAGGCAUAGAGAAAUUACGGAAAGUUUUGUUAAGUUAUAGCUGGCAUAAUCCAAGCAUUGGUUAUUGUCAGGGUUUAAACAGAUUAGCAGCAAUUAGUUUAUUAUUUCUAUCAGAAGAGGAGGCAUUCUGGAAUCUUGUAGCUAUUGUUGAUUUCCUGAUGCCGAGGGAUUACUACAGUAAAACUUUAUUAGCUGCUCAAGUUGACCAGAGGGUUCUUAAAGAUUUGCUCCAUGACAAGCUACCAAGACUCUAUAAUCACUUUGAACAGUUAGAUGUUGAUAUUUCCUUGUUUACAUUUAACUGGUUCCUGACAAUAUUUAUAGAUAAUAUUCCAACAUGUACAUUCCUAAGGAUAUGGGACUCAUUCUUAUAUGAAGGGAGCAAAGUUUUAUUCAGGUUUGCUGUUGCCUUCUUUAAAAGUGUUGAUGAGGAUAUUUUAGAAAAAACAACUGCCCUACAGUUGAACCAUUUCAUGAGAGUAAUGGGAGAUAAAAUGAACAAUCCAAAACACAUAUGUCAGCUUGCCUUUAAUUGGAUCAAUCCAUUUCCAAUGAGGAUGAUAAGUACCAGAAGACAAUUCCAUCUGCAGCAUGUUAAGAAUGAACUAGCUGAACUGGAUAGAAUGAGAGGGAAUUUACGGGACAACCAGAGAUGUGGCGGAGAUCAUGAUGAUAGUAGCGGUGAUGAUCAAUGAUUCAUUAAGAGACUACCAGAAAUGUGUUAGAGAUCAGUGAUUUAAUUAUCCACGGGACAGGCUUAAUUGUGGUGGAGAUCAGUGAUUUGUCCACAAGACAAGCAGAAUUAUGGUUGAGAUCCUGAUAAUAGCAGCAGAGAUGAUCAAUGAUUUUUAGUCAAACAUACAGUAUUGAUUUUCAUUGUAAUUCUAGUUUUAUGCUUUACUGUUCAAAAUUAGUGUUACUGUCAAUUCAAACUUUUUUCAUUGGAUACCAAAUUUCAUGGAUAUAUUUAAACUACAAAUUUAAAUGUAAAAUUCAACAUAGUACAAAGGAGUAGGGGCAAUAAGGCCCUUAUUUGGCCCAAAAAUUACUGCAAAUUUAAAAUUUAUCAUACAUAUUCUUAAAUUACUGAAAACUUGACUAGGGUAUAAGGUACUAUGAAAAACAAAACAAAUUUGACAUCAAACAAGUUACCAUGGCAACCAAAUCAUGACCUUAUUUGCAUAUUUUGUUGAAUUCGUAAUUUUCCUUAUUUUUUUCAUCAAAUUUUAAGUAUAUUUUAGAUUGAAAAAGAAACAAGUUUAUAUUUGGUGGGAUUGUGCCAAUAGUUGCAAUAAAGUUUCUGUUAAAUUAUUUUUUUGUUUCUCGGCUGCGCAGGAUGUUUCCACAACGGAAAUAUAGAGAAAAUACUGCAUAAAUUCUGUAUUUUUCAUCGUUUUUGUGAACGAGGACAUAUUAUGACGUAAUCGUAAUUAUGUUUUUCAUUUAUAUUUCUUGACCCUAAGUAUUUCUAAACAUUAUGUGCCAAUUUGAAAUGGUUAUCAAACAUUUUAUUUUCUUGGGCCAACAGUAGGCCUUAAUGCCCCUACUCUUUUUCUAUUGACAUAUAAUCAAGCUUUGGAAAAAUCAUAAAAUUCAAUAUCCACAAAAAUCAAUCCACCAAAUUUGCUUUUCAAGAAAAAUAAAUGAUUUCACAGUUUGCGAUAACUGUUUAGUAAAAAUUUGGUGCAAUAUUUUUUUUGUAAUGUCAGAAAAAAUUAUAUAAUUAUUUAAAGUUAUUUGUAAAAAGCAUUUAUUUUGUUUUUGCAGAAAAAAUAGCUAACUUUUUACAUGCUAUUUGGUUACAUGAUUGUGAUAACCCUGAAAAUCGUGAAAUGAUAAGGAGCGAAUAAUUAUAUCACAAGGAGUCGGUUGUACUGAGCAAUGACUUUAUUUCUUCAAGCAUCUAACUGUGAGGGGGAUAGGACCUUUAUCAGGACUCCAGGAUCAGGUGUUUUUAAGCUCAGGAUUCCGUGAUCCGGGAAUUAUUUUUUUUCGAAUUUACUCUAUUUAAAUUCUGGACCUCAGGAUUUCAUGUUUUUAAGUGUGGGAUUUCGGGAUCUGGACCCCUCCUAUUUCCCUCAUCUGUCUACCCUGCCAUACCUUGUGUAUUAAUGAUCUCUCCUCUUACAGCAGAUGUAAAAGAUUCAAUAUUUUUAAAAUCUAUAAUUUAAAAAUGUUGAUUUUUCUUGUAAGUGAUUUUCAUAACUACCAAGCAGUCACAUACUUUGAAUUCAUUUAUUUUUGUGGGCAUAAGUUUUCAUGGAUUGCUGAAAUCUUGCAUAUUCGUGGAUAUUUGAUUUCGUGGUUUUGCAAAUCUCUGUAUACACAUCCUAUUGAAAAUAUGAUAUUCGUUGAACAUUUUAUUUCGUGGUUCACCUGUACUCAUGAAACCCCCAAAAAAUUGGUAUCCAACGGAUAAUAAUGAAUCCACAGUACUAUUUGACACACAAGGUGGGAACACCUCAUAAUUUCUUUCAUUGUUCUAGCUCUAGAUUAAUUUAAACUACCGGUAAACAUUCAGAUAAUUUCAUAAAAGAUUUCUAGUCCCAAGUUAAAAUGAAAGGCAGUUUGAUGUGUAUAAAGAAAUGUAUUUACAUGUAAAUCAUUCCUAUACUCCAUAAUUUAUAGUAUUGUUGAUUAUUAUUGUUUUUGUACAUAAGAUUUAAUACUGUUGAUUUAAGGUAGCACAAUACAAAGAUUUUAUAACUCUAACUCCCAAGUUUUAAAAUGCUGUCACUUUCUUAAUAAUGCUUGAAAAUUUAUAAAAACGGUAGUUUUGGAUAGCUAACAGAUACUACUUCAGAUUAAUGCAAUGUUAGUAUUAUGCAACAAUUAUGUAACCAAUUAUAAUGUUAACUGUGUCAAAAAUACUUUCACCAAAUUUCCACUUUAAAAUGAAAUUAGCUUCUGCAUAUGUAUCUAUAGAGGGUUGAUUUUAUUAUAUGUUGUUCCUAUGGCCAUUCUCUACAAAAGGGUGUCUCAGAUUUCAGAUAGAAUGUAAAGAACAAAUUUUACACCUAAUUAAACAAUAUCUGCUUUUAUGUGGUUUAUAGGAUGUUUACAAUAAUUAGAGAUUUGUGAGAGAAUGGAAUACCAUAGAGACAA
This is a messenger RNA of Mytilus trossulus (common blue mussel), 5360 nucleotides long. RefSeq names its product TBC1 domain family member 2B-like. The transcript is spliced from 18 exons. NCBI's taxonomy places the organism in Eukaryota, Metazoa, Mollusca, Bivalvia, Mytilida, Mytilidae. The record is from RefSeq and is a predicted model, not a curated record. Bases 5 to 2950 code for a protein of 981 amino acids.